Messenger RNA from Nezara viridula (southern green stink bug), 225 nucleotides. NCBI's taxonomy places the organism in Eukaryota, Metazoa, Arthropoda, Insecta, Hemiptera, Pentatomidae. The record is from the annotation of a GenBank genome assembly.
AUGGCCGACGUGGAAGUCCAGAUGCAAUACACCGCAGAGAGGAAGGUCCGCAAGGUGAAGAAGACCACCACGACCAAGAGGAGGGAGUCCUCCGAUCAAGGGGAAGUCACCAUCACCGAGAUCAACGAGAAGGAAAACCAGCUUCCCGACCAGGGGUGCGUGCCAGCCCUCCAGUCCAUGUAUCAUGUAGCAUGUAUCUGUCCAUGUCGUCUGGCUCCGGCUUAA